ACUUGUACAUAGUGCACCAAAACAGGAUACGAAUGGCGGUAACAUUACCGCCGACACUUCCAGUUUUCAAUCUCUCUACGCUUCUCCGACGAAAUCGCAACUCUGCAAUAAUUCUCAAGAAUUCCUCGAUACGGUGCUCAUCAUCUCCAACGGCGCCCAUGGACCGGAACCAAAAGCGUGUGGUGGUGUGCGGUGGCGGCGUUAUCGGGGUAUGCACAGGUUAUUUCUUAGCCAAAAACGGUGCCGCAGUUACGCUUGUGGAGAAAUCGUCGGUGGCAUGCGCUGCGUCUGGAAAGGCCGGCGGAUUCCUCGCUCUAGACUGGUGCGACGGUGGGCCUUUAUCUUCUCUAGCCCGUGCCAGCUUCAAUCUCCACCGUUCGCUUGCCCAAGAGCUCAACGGAUUUGAAUCCUACGGCUACCGUCCUCUCACUGCCCUCAGCCUCACUGUAACAGAAUCGGAGAGCAAAAAUAAGUCGUCGUCGUCGUCAUCGGCACGUGUUGAAAAUCUUCCUUCCUGGAUUGAUGGGCCAGCCCGAGGUCCAAGAACAAUCGGGUCAACAGAAACAACGGCCCAACUGCACCCACAGUUAUUUACGCGGACUCUUCUGUCGAAGGCCAUGGAAAGUUACGGCGUGGAGUUGGUGAUAGGGAAAGUGGAGAGAGUUGCAGUGGAGGAAGGGCGAGUUGGCUCGGUAGUGUUGGAAGGAGGACGAGUUAUUAACUCCGACGCGGUGGUUUUGACGCUUGGGCCGUGGUCUGGGAAAUUUGAAAUGCUGAGAUCGCUGUUUAGAGUUUAUGGGCUAAAGGCUCACAGUAUUGUAUUGGAGCCCAAAGAGGCAAGUGCUAUAACGCCUCAUGCAUUGUUUCUAAGCUAUCAUCCGGCUCAUGGAGGAGAGCCCAUAGACCCUGAAAUCUACCCUCGUCCAACUGGGGAGGUGUACAUCUGUGGGAUGUCAUCAGAGGUGGAGGUGCCGGAAGAUCCAGAGGAAAUAGUGGGUGAUCCAGAGUCAAUAGGGGUGCUAAAGAGAGUGGCUAAAACAGUUUCAAGCCAUUUAGCAGAAGGGGAGGCACAAUUGAAGGCAGAGCAAGCCUGCUUCCUGCCAUGCACUGAUGACGGUAUCCCUGUAAUAGGAGAGUUCCCAGGAGUGCAGGGCUGUUAUGUAGCCACUGGACAUAGCUGCUGGGGUAUUUUAAAUGGUCCAGCAACUGGGGCUGCUGUGGCUGAACUUGUGCUAGACGGAAAAUCUACUCUUGUUGAUCUUUCUAAGUUCAGUCCUGCCAGAUUUCUUGGGCUUAGAAAGGGGAAAUGUUGAUGUAAAUCAUUGUACAUAAUUUAGGAUAUGUUUGGCGUUGUUGUUUUUCUGAAUUUUUUCAACUAUUUUAAAAUUCUAAUCAUAAAAAUUUCAAAACAA
Jatropha curcas is the source of this 1412-nucleotide messenger RNA. Its product is annotated as FAD-dependent oxidoreductase family protein. Lineage: Eukaryota; Viridiplantae; Streptophyta; Magnoliopsida; Malpighiales; Euphorbiaceae. Gene Ontology annotation, cellular component: cytoplasm. The record is from RefSeq and is a predicted model, not a curated record.